UUUCCUCGUCGUGUCCAACAGAAAGUUGUUCAGAGUCAGAGAGGAAGAGAAGAAGAAACACACACACACAACCAAAGAGAGAGAGAGAGAAGAAGACGAUAGUUGAAUUCCAGCAUCAUGGCUUUGCGGGACGAACUGUUGAAGUCUAUCUGGCACGCGUUCACUGCCCUGGAUGUGGACAAAAGCGGGAAAGUGUCUAAAUCCCAGCUCAAGGUGCUGUCCCACAACUUGUGUACAGUGAUGAAGAUCCCACAUGACCCUGUGGCGCUGGAGGAGCACUUUAAAGACGACGACGAGGGUCCUGUCUCUAACCAGGGGUACAUGCCCUACCUGAACAAGUUCAUCCUGGAUAAGGUGACUGAUAACUUUGACCGUCAGGACUUCAACAAAAUGUGCUGGACGUUGUGCUUCAGGAAGAAUCUGGAUCAAAACCAGCUGCUCAUCUCCAACGACGACGCCUUCAAGAUCUGGUCCAUCUUCAACUUCCUGUCUGAGGACAGAUACCCGCUGACCAUGGUCACUGAGGAGAUUGAGUACUUCCUGCGUAAACUGACGGAGGCAAUGGGGGGCAGCUGGGUGGAGGAGCGUUUCGAGGACUACAAGCUGCAGCUGAACUCGAAGCAGAAGAGUCUGAACGCCUGGGAGCUCAUCGUCCUGGUGGGGUCGGGUCACUUCAGUAAGGGCAUGGACCGCCAGACGCUCUCCAUGGGCAUCAACGAGGUCUACCAGGAGCUCAUCAUGGACGUGCUCAAACAGGGCUACAUGAUGAAGAAAGGUCACAAGAGGAAGAACUGGACCGAGCGCUGGUUCAUGCUAAAGCCAAACUCCAUCUCUUACUACGUCAGCGAGGACCUGGCUGAAAAGAAAGGAGAUAUCUUACUGGAUGGAAACUGCGGCGUGGAGGCUCUACAAGAUAAAGACGGGAAGAAGUGUCUCUUUCUCAUCAAGUCGUUGCAAAAAGGUUUUGAAAUCAGUGCGUCAGACAAGAAGAAGAAGCUGGAGUGGAUCCAGGCCGUUCAGACCUGUGUGAGCCUGCUGCGUCAGGGCCGCCCGGCGCCGCACCGCGAGGCUCGACAGAAGCGGCGGGAGCUGCGGCUGAAGCAGCAGGCCGAACAGGAGGAGCUGGAGCUGAGGAUGAGUGAACUGCAGACGGCCAAUGAGGCCAAACAGCUUGAACUGGAGAACAUGAGGAAGGCUCUGGAGGAGGCGGCGACUAAUGCAGCAGAAGAAGAACGAAGGCGUCUUGAGACUCAAACUGAACUCCAGGACCGCUACAGGAUCGACCUGGAGAGAGAGCAAACUGUACGGCAGCAAAUGGAGGAGCAGGUGGCCCAGAAGUCCACUGAGCUGGAGCAGUACCUGCAGCGGGUUCAGGAGCUGGAGGACAUGUACCAUCAACUGGAGGACGCUCUGGAGGACGAGAGGCGCGCCAGACAGGACGAGGAGGCCGUCCGGAGGCUGCAGGCACGGUUACUGGAGGAAGAGGCCACAAAGAGGAUAGAGCUGGAGGAGUUCCACCUGCGGCAGCAGCGCGCCAUCUCGGAGACGGAGGCUGAGAAAAAGGAGCUGGAGAAAGCUCGUCUGACCAAGGAGAGCGCCCUGCAGGCUGCGAUGAAACAACUGGAGCAGCUGGAGCAAGAGAGGCAGGGGGCGCUGGAGCAGUACCAGACGGUGAUGAAGAAGCUGGAAGACGCAACCAACAACACCAAAACCUGGAAGCACAAGGUGGCUGAACACGAGGGCAUGUUACGGCUCAUUCAACCAGGUUCCAAGGGUCAGCAGCUGAUCACCAACUGGGGCCCAGCAGCCUUUUCUGACGCAGAGCUCAGUCUGAGGCAGAAGAAAUGGCAGGAGACGAAGAAUCAGACGACCCAGGCCCAGUAGAGUCCCUGUACGCCCUGAACCUUAAACAUGUUUACAACUCAGAAGAGCAGACAAGAGAGGGCUGCUGAGACGUACUGUCUGUGAUACAACAUCUAGUGACUGGAAGGACUUGUCUGGUAACUGGAUUUUCAGUGGAGUCCGAAUGCGAGAUUUACCAGGACAAUUUAAGGCAUUUUAGGAUUUGGAGGCAUUAAGUAAUCAAUGACCUUUUAUACCUUAGAACAAGUCUAUCAUCGUAGGCCACCAUCGAUUAAAUGAGCAGAACAGACACUCAAGUCACAUUUUCACAUUAUGAGGAUUAAGUUCACUAAUUCUAGCAGGGAUCCAACAAAUGUACUAAGUCAAGCAGUGAUAACACCAGAAAAAAGAUGCUGGCAUAAUAAUAGACUAACUUUGUUGUUAAAUGUAUUGAUUGCCAUGUCAGUCCCUGGUCUUGUAAUUGAGCAGCUAAAAACGUAGAUUGGUAGUGUGUUUAAAGUCCAAUGAGUGGGGAGUUUUCUUUCCAAAAUGGUGGAUGGGACGGGAUAUAAAAUGUGUUAAAGGUAAAAGCUCACUUUGGGUCAUUAAUAUUUAUCUUUAACCCUAACACCCACCACAGAUAAAAGUAUAUUACAAAAAAUAAACGGUCCAGCUUUGAGUUUGGGAGCUCUGGCUUCAUACACUAAGCCAGCUGUCAAAGAUUUGGGGGUUACAUUUGAUAGCAGCAUGAAAUUUGAAGAGCAGAUCAGCAGUGUUGUUAGAAUGAGCUUUUUCCAGCUUCGUCUCCUGGCUAUAGUUCAGCCCUUCCUUAACAGGCACGAUCUAGAAAAGGGGAUUCAUGCUUUUAUUAGUUCAAGGUUGGAUUACUGUAAUGCUCUUUAUGUUGGUCGAAAUCAAACCUCCAUCUCACAACUUCAACUUGUGCAAAAUGCUGCUGCUCGCUUUUUAACAAAUACAUCUAGACUUGCACACAUCACUCUCGUUAUCUACACCCUACAUUGGCUCCCUGUGCGUUUUUUAGAAUUAAUUUUAAGAUUUUAUUGUUUGUUUUCAAGGCCUUAAAUGGCCUGGCCCCGGAGUAUUUGUCUGAGAUUUUAACCCUGUGUAAGCACAACUGGUCAUUGCGGUCUUCAAAUCAGCUGGUUUUAGAAGUCCCAAGGUCAAGGUAUAAACGGGGGGGGUGCUUUUGCAGUUACUGCCCCGAGACUCUGGAACAAGUAUUAUUGCACUAUUACAGAUGUAGCUCUUUUUAGAUCCAAACUCAAAAUGUAUUUGUUUAGAAUGGCUUUUAAUACGUAGUAGUGGUGUGACAAUUUCCCUCUCCUCCUCCUGUUUCUAUGUAACCUGAUUCUGAUUUUAGUUUUAUUCUUGGUUCUUGAUGUAAAGCACUUUGGAUACCUGCUGGUUGCUGUAAAGUGCUAUAUAAAUAAAUGUUGAUUGAUUGAUCUAAUUCCUCCUGUAUGAUCAACGCCCAGCUCACUAUUGAAGUUACAAGUCUCUUAGUACUUCAGUCUGUUAACAGUGGACACUGUCAAUUAUGUAAGAGCUGACCAUGGCUAAAAUCCUAAGCUAAACAAUAUACAUUAAAAAUCUGUUUACUUUGGGUGCCCAGAUGGCUCAGUUGGUAGAGCAGGCGCCCAUAUAUAGUUUUACUCCUUGACGCAGCGGCCGCAGGUUUCGACUCCGACCUGCGGCCCUUUGCUGCAAGUCAUUCCCCCUCUCUCUCUCUUUCAAGUCUUCAUCUGUCCUGUCAAAAAUAAAGGCAGAAAAUGCCCCAAAUGGUUACUAUUUCCAAUCUACACUUUAUAUAUUGUUUGAAAUGGACUUUACACCACAACAGCAAUACAUAACUUAUGGGCUCUGAAAAGGAGCUAAAAAGAUCUGUGCUCUGUACCUGCUGUAAUCUUGUAAAAACGCCCACCAAUCACUGCCUCGUAGUCAGCUCGGACAGAACUAAUGAAACGCCUCCUUGCCCCGCUGCGCGUAUUCUACCCCUCCUGUGUACGAGCCUGAGUUCAAUGCGCUUCGUUGCUGCAUUGAUAACCGUAUUCAUGUUUGUUUUAAACAUUUGGUAUGAUAAUAUUAGGUGUUUGCUUACCCGUGAAUGAGACAUGAAGUAAUUGUGGCCCUUUCCCCGCUCUGAUCUGAAGCAGCAACGCGGCGGUGCUCCUGCACGUCUGUGUGUGUGGGUCAGAGCCCCGAGGAGAUACUUGUUUCAAAGCUUGCUAGCUUUUCAACAUUACCAACCCUACCUUUAGGAUGUGCAGCUUGCUAAAAGUCAUGACUAGAAAACAGUUUACACCAUUACCUUUUUGACAUUUUCUUUUACUUUGUCCUGACUGUCGAUUUGUUUGUAUCUAUGAAAUACACUACUUUUGACCAGUCGGACCUGUCCAACGUAAAGUGCUUGAGUGUGUUUUAGGUUCACAGUGUUGUAAAGUUGAGGGAUGUUGGACCGCACCAAUCAAGUUGUAAUAUUUUUUAAAAAGCAUCAGUUACAGAAAUGGCUACAAACUGCUCUUUCUGAUGGCCUUUUUUUUCCCUCCUAAGUCUUUUUACAUGAAAGUAUAAGGGAUUUUUGUAAAUAUUUUAACAAUAGUUUUUGUUUUCCUUACUAAAGUUACACUGUAUGAGGGCAGCAUCAGUAGCACCUGGGGAUGACCUGUCUAAUGUAAAGUCAAUAUUUAACAAAGUUGUCUUCUAAAAAAAUAAAUAAAAGAUGUUGAAAUAACAUGUACGAGAACAGGCUUUUAAACAUUUCCUGCUUGUAAACAUUUUCAGAAAUAAGGCGUUUAGCCAAAGUCUCACUCCAAACAAGAAUGCUAACCACAAAACAUUGAUACUGUGUUGUUGUACUGUACUCAUCAGUGCCUUUGUCAUGAGUGAAAAUUAUGAUUUCUAUUUGUUUUUUUGUAUAUGUAAAAAGCUAAAGACUGAACUAUGGAAUAAAGCACCGCUCAAAUAAC
Perca flavescens (yellow perch) is the source of this 4829-nucleotide messenger RNA. RefSeq names its product switching B cell complex subunit SWAP70b (gene swap70b). NCBI's taxonomy places the organism in Eukaryota, Metazoa, Chordata, Actinopteri, Perciformes, Percidae. Gene Ontology annotation, cellular component: cytoplasm; nucleus. The record is from RefSeq and is a predicted model, not a curated record. The transcript has 12 exons. Bases 118 to 1884 code for a protein of 588 amino acids. Gene Ontology annotation, molecular function: calcium ion binding.